CAAUCAAUAAAGAGUCACCAUUCUGUUGGUUUAGAACGUGUACAAACAAUGGCAGUUUGUGUGGCAAUUAUUGGAAAAGAUAACUCUCCAAAGUUUUUUACAUGCCUAAAUCCCGAUGAUGAGCUGAAUUUUCAGUAUAAAGUUUUAUCUUCACUCGAUAUUGUCGAAGAAAAAUUAAAUAUUGGAUCGAAAAGUGGAAGUGAUCUACGGGAAUUAUAUUUGGGGAUGCUGUACUCUCUGGAAACGCAUAAAAUAUAUGGAUAUGUCACGAAUACAAAAAUAAAGUUUAUAAUUGUUGUUGACUCUACCAAUAUGGCACUGAGAGAUAAUGAGAUAAGAUCGAUGUUUAGAAAGAUACAUUCUGAAUAUGCAGAUAUUGUAUGUAACCCUUUCUAUAUACCUGGUGAAACAAUAUAUUCAAAGUCAUUUGAUGGAAACAUAAAAAAUAUCAUGACUGGAACCGUUUAAAUGAAAUGUUAAGUUUUUUAUAAAUACUUAUAGUUACAAUUUUUUUAAUUAAAACCUAAUAUAUU
Messenger RNA from Anoplophora glabripennis (Asian longhorned beetle), 533 nucleotides. Its product is annotated as trafficking protein particle complex subunit 2-like protein. NCBI's taxonomy places the organism in Eukaryota, Metazoa, Arthropoda, Insecta, Coleoptera, Cerambycidae. Gene Ontology annotation, biological process: endoplasmic reticulum to Golgi vesicle-mediated transport. The record is from RefSeq and is a predicted model, not a curated record. Gene Ontology annotation, cellular component: TRAPP complex; nucleus; cytoplasm. The coding region runs from base 49 to 468 and encodes 139 amino acids. The transcript is spliced from 5 exons.